Messenger RNA from Dioscorea cayenensis subsp. rotundata (Guinea yam), 1770 nucleotides. RefSeq names its product probable inactive receptor kinase At2g26730. Gene Ontology annotation, molecular function: protein kinase activity; ATP binding. Gene Ontology annotation, biological process: protein phosphorylation. The record is from RefSeq and is a predicted model, not a curated record. Lineage: Eukaryota; Viridiplantae; Streptophyta; Magnoliopsida; Dioscoreales; Dioscoreaceae. The coding region runs from base 1 to 1770 and encodes 589 amino acids. The transcript has 2 exons.
AUGAUCUCCAUCUCCAUCUCCAUCUCCAUUUCCCUCGCCAUCCUCCUCCUUCUCAAUCCUACAGCUUCAGAACAAGAUCAUGUCAAGCUCUCCCUCAUCAAUUUCCUUCAAAAACUCUCCGGCAACGACACCGGAAUUACCGAGAAGCUCUCUUGGAACACUUCCACAGACCCUUGCUCUGGCAACUGGACAGGCAUCUCAUGCAAUAAUAAGAACAAAUCCAUUAGAGGAAUCACUCUUGAAGGCUUGCUUCUCAAUGGCUCCAUUGAUGCUACCCUUGCAUGCACAGCUCCAACCUUAGCUGUCUUAAGUUUACGUGACAACCUUCUGCAUGGCCAACUCCCUUUAGAGAUCUCUUCUUGCUCACAACUUACUCAUCUCUUCCUUUCUGGCAACCGUCUUUCCGGCGAGCUUCCCCUGGAGAUCUCUGAGCUCAACAACUUGAAACGGCUUGAUAUAUCCAAUAACAACUUCUCCGGCGAUAUUCCCUCCGGCUUGACAACAAUCUCCGGGCUUGUAAGCUUUCUCGCUGAGGAUAACCAGUUCACUGGAUCCAUUCCGGUGUUUGAUUUCAAUAACUUUCAACAGUUUAAUAUAAGCAAUAAUCUAUUCUCCGGUCGAAUACCUCCCGACGCUGCUCAAUUUGGUAAUGAGAGCUUCUCUGGCAACUCGGGCUUGUGCGGACUGCCUCUAGCUGUGGCAUGUGCUCCGGCAGCUUCACCUGAUGUGCCAAAUAAGCCGAAUGAAAGCUCACCAUCUACUGAAAGAACUAUAAUGUAUCUUGGCUAUAUUCUUCUUGGUGCCACCAUUUUUCUCUUCUUCUUAUACAAGCUCAUCCAGAAAAGGAAGAAGAUGAAGAAAUCAGAGAUUAAUCUUGGUUCACAGAAUGAUGAUGUAUCGGUUCCGAUAUCAAAGAACAAUAGCAACUCAAACGAAAAUAAGUCGAAUGAGUACUCAACCUCAUCAACAGACAGCCCGGUGAUAUCAUCUUCUCUGGUUGUGCUGAAAAGUCCGGUGAAGAGGAGCAUGAAAUUUGAUGACUUGCUGAAGUGUCCGGCGGAGUUAUUGGGGAAGGGAAAGCAUGGGAACGUUUAUAAGGUGAUGGCUGUGGAUGGGAGUGUAUUGGUUGUGAGGAGGAUCAAAGAGUGGAUGAUAUCUUCAGAGGAGUUUCAUAAGAGGAUGGAGAUGAUAAAUAAAGCUAGGCAUAAGAAUGUGCUUCCUUUGGUGGCUUUCUAUUGCUCCAAACAAGAGAAGCUUGUGGUUUAUGAGUUUCAAUUGAAUGGAAGCCUUCUCAACCUCAUUCAUGGAAGUCAAUUUGGCCGGACAUUCGACUGGAGCAGCAGGCUGAACAUGGCGGCAGGCAUCGCCGAAGGCAUGUCCUUUGUGCACAGAGAGCUCCAAACUCAUGGCAUUGGCCAUGGCAACCUCAAAUCCUCCAACAUAAUAAUGAACAACACCAUGGAUCCAUGCAUCAGUGAGCUGGGUCUAAUGACAACAGAUCAAACCAAGCCUACAAUAUCCACAACAAACAAUAGCACAACCAUGAAUAAUAACGUCUUCAAGAAAGAUGUCUAUGAUCUUGGGAUCAUACUCCUUGAACUUCUCACAGGGAAGCUGGUUCAAAACAAUGGUGCAGAUUUGGCAAAGUGGGUGAACAGUGUGGUUAGAGAGGAGUGGACCGUGGAGGUAUUUGACAAGGCUCUUGUUGCUGAAGGUGCAAGUGAGGAGAGGAUGGUGCAUUUGCUUUCAGAUUGCACUCAAGUGUGUUAG